AUGGCGAGCACUAGUGCCGACUUUGAGCUCUCGGAGCUUCAAAAGUACUAUCACUUGCCACUGCGAGAAGCUGCACGACGUCUUGGUAGCUGUGAGGCCGUGGUCAAGCGCGUAUGCCGUCGAAAACACAUCCAGCGAUGGCCUUACCGUCAGGUAUCGUCGAAGCUCAUAAAGAUCCAGCACCUGUGCAAGUACAUGGCGCACGUGUCGGACGUUGCGCAGAAGGCGCGCAUCCAGCAGAAAAUCAAGCAGCUCACACAAGAGUAUCUUGAACUCGUCGGCGGCCAGGUGCCGUCCGAGCUGCAGCUCACACCUGCCGACGUGCCGACGCUACCACCGCCAAGGUACACGAGCGAAACCCCAAUGGACCCAGCAGUGCUGGCAGCUGCUUCCAAUGAUGACAACGGCUGCGAACUGGAGGAUGAAGACUUGGGCGAUGCGUCGACGUGCGACCAGCAGCUUUCUGCGUACUCGCUGCGCUUCAUCCUGUCCGAUUGCACAGUGCUCGAAACUGACACGGGUCUGCACUACAGCACCAAUGCAUAG
This is a messenger RNA of Peronospora matthiolae, 546 nucleotides long. The record is from the annotation of a GenBank genome assembly. Lineage: Eukaryota; Oomycota; Peronosporomycetes; Peronosporales; Peronosporaceae.